AUGCAACCUCAUCAAAGACCACCGGCACAGCUUGUCCCUCCGCCAGCCCCCGCACCUGCACCUCAACCAGCCAAAGAUCUCAGCAAGUACUCCGGUCUCGCCUGGCACGCCAUCAACACGAAAUAUUCGGACAGCAGAGGUAGCAAGGAGUACGAGAAGGCCAUACACGCCAUAGAGGAUGUUUGCGAGUACGUAGAAGCCAUUCGCGAAGCAGCAAUGCAAUCUGGUGCUGCUUUCAAGAUCAAGCAAAGUGCUCUGGAAACACUACGCAAGAUUGGGAAGAGCAUUUGUCUGUCGGUCGACGUUACUGGAUCGGAAGUGCGGAAAUGGUUCCAGUCCGAACGCUUUCUAGAUGAGGCAAUGCUUGAGGUACUAAAGAUAAUGACAGUGGAUGAGGUGUUAGCCGUUGCGCAUCAUACCGAUGAGAAAGGGCAGUUCUUCGACAAGUUGGAGGCGCUGUGA
This is a messenger RNA of Saxophila tyrrhenica, 462 nucleotides long. RefSeq lists its product as uncharacterized. The record is from RefSeq and is a predicted model, not a curated record. NCBI's taxonomy places the organism in Eukaryota, Fungi, Ascomycota, Dothideomycetes, Mycosphaerellales, Extremaceae. The transcript has a single exon. Bases 1 to 462 code for a protein of 153 amino acids.